CACUAUCAUCCCUUCUCCAUCGAUACAAUAACAACAAAGAUGGCAAUGGCAGGUAGCCGCUUAGGCGGAAUGAUGAAGCCACAAGUGAUCGUAUUAAGAGAAGGAACGGAUUCAUCACAAGGAACGCCACAAUUAUUAUCCAAUAUAACAGCUUGUCAAUCAAUCGUUUCAUGUGUUGCUUCAACUUUGGGACCACGUGGAAUGGAUAAAUUGAUCGUGAAUGAUAAAGGUCAAGCAACAAUCUCAAAUGAUGGUGCAACGAUCCUUAAACUUUUGGAAAUCGUUCAUCCAGCAGCAAAGAUGUUAGUCGAUAUCGCUCGUGCACAAGAUGCAGAAGUUGGAGAUGGAACAACAAGUGUGGUUUUGUUGGCAGGUGAAUUCCUAAAGGAAAGUAGAACGUUUAUUGAGGACGGAGUAAGCCCUCAUUUGAUCAUCAAAGGAUACAGAAAAGCUGCUCAACUUGCCAUCGAAAAAGUAAACGAAAUCGCUGUCACAAUCGAAAAGAAUGACGAAAAAGCAUUCAGGGACCUACUAUUGAAAUGCGCAGGUACUUCGAUGAACUCCAAAUUGAUCGUCAGCCAAAGAGACUUCUUCACGAAUAUGGUCGUUGAUGCUGUUUCAACUUUGGACCAGAACGAUUUGGACGAAAGCUUGAUCGGUAUCAAGAAAGUUCCAGGUGGAGCAAUGCAAGAUUCGUUGUUGAUCAAAGGUGUUGCAUUUAAGAAGACAUUCAGCUAUGCCGGUUUCGAACAACAACCUAAAUCGUUCAAAAAUCCAAAGGUGUUGUGCUUGAACGUUGAAUUGGAACUCAAAGCAGAAAAGGAUAAUGCAGAAGUACGAAUUAAUGAAGUGAGCGAAUAUCAAGCAAUCGUCGAUGCUGAAUGGCAAAUCAUUUAUGCCAAACUGGAAGCAAUCGUCAAGACGGGCGCAAAAGUUGUUUUGAGUAAAUUACCGAUUGGUGACUUGGCUACACAGUACUUUGCCGACAGAGAUAUCUUUUGUGCCGGUCGUGUUGCUUCGGAUGAUUUGCGUCAUGUGGUUGAGGCUGUUGGAGGAAGCGUUCAAAGUACAUGCUCAGAGAUCAAGGAUGACCAUUUGGGAUUGUGCGAAACAUUUGAAGAACGUCAAAUUGGUGGAGAAAGAUUUAACAUCUUUGAAGGAUGUCCAAAAGCAAAGACCGUUACUCUCGUCCUACGUGGUGGAGCUCAACAAUUUAUUGCCGAAGUUGAACGUUCGUUGCACGAUGCCAUCAUGGUCGUCAAACGUGCCAUCAAGAACAAUCACGUCGUAGCAGGCGGUGGUGCAACAGAGAUGGAAGUGUCUAGACAUCUGCGUGAACAUGCCAAAACCAUUCAUGGAAAACAACAAUUAAUCAUUGCCGCAUUUGCAAAAGCAUUGGAAGUUAUACCACGUCAAUUGUCUGAUAAUGCAGGAUUUGAAGCAACAGAUUUAUUGAACAAAUUACGAAUGAGACAUGCUCAAGGUCAUCAAUGGGACGGAGUUGAUGUGGAAAAUGAAGGUGUGACUGAUUGCAUGGCAUCAUUUGUUUGGGAACCUGCUUUGGUUAAGAUCAAUGCUUUGAGCAGUGCAACAGAGGCUGCAUGUGUGAUCUUGUCAGUUGAUGAGACCAUUCGUGCUCGUGCUUCUGAUCAGGGUGGCCCAGGACCAGCUCUACCUCAAGGUGCUGCUCAACGUGCCGUCAGACAAAGAGGUCGUGGAGGUAUGCCAAGAAGAUGAUUUAAUGUGAAAUAUUCGCUUUCCAAAAACCAUAUUGUACGAUCAAAAUACUAGAAAGCAUGGUUGUAAUACAAUGAUUUAUAAAGGUAUUCU
Molecule: messenger RNA, 1830 nt
Organism: Meira miltonrushii
Lineage: Eukaryota; Fungi; Basidiomycota; Exobasidiomycetes; Exobasidiales; Brachybasidiaceae
Product: putative CCT7-component of chaperonin-containing T-complex
Exons: 1
Coding region: 40-1737 (565 amino acids)
Biological process (GO): protein folding
Cellular component (GO): chaperonin-containing T-complex
Molecular function (GO): ATP binding; ATP-dependent protein folding chaperone; ATP hydrolysis activity
Source: RefSeq, a predicted model, not a curated record